CAUCCUGACAUGUUUCAGCAGUUCCUAAUGAUUACUUAAAUGGGUCGACAGUAUAACUGUACAUUAAUAUACACAUAUUAGAAAUAAUUAAAAAUAUAUGUAUAAUGUAAACGUCGUCGUAUAUGAACUUAGCCAGGAUAUAAAUCACCAGACUUUUAUCGUCUGAUUUUUUAUGUUUAACCGUGCUAGCUAAUGACUGGUGACAAUUAUCAGCGAGUAUUUUUAGUUACACGAUAGCUAGCUGGUUAACUUAGCUACUUAGCAAGCGUUACGAUUAUACCGUAGGGCUAGUCACUCGUAUGCAUGUAUACAGUUCUUUGGGGUGUGCUUAACAUUAAAGAUGUAGUUAAAUACAAACAUUCUUGAAAGCGAAAUUCAUCUUCAGAAACUGACUGAGAAGUCAGCAGGGAGAAGAGAGGAACUGAUUAGAAAGUUUGCAUUUUCAAAAGAUGGGAAGGGGCCCACACUUACAGGAUACAGAAAUUUGUGGUCAGUGGAGGGCUGCUGAGAACAAUGGCAGCUGCUCCACCUCCCAACUUUUCUUGGGUUGAACCACGUAAAUUAGCUGGACUGGGGAUGCCAAGGAUGACAGCCCAUUAUCAAUUUUUACUAAAUAACGGAAUCAAACACUUAAUCACUUUGUCUGAAAGAAAGCCCCCUUACCACGACACUUGUCCAGAGUUGACUUUGCACCACAUUAGAAUACACGACUUCUGUGCUCCAACUUUUGAUCAAAUCAAGCGUUUCUUGUCCAUAGUGGAAGAGGCCAAUUCAAAAGGAGAGGGGGUCGGAGUGCACUGUUUGCAUGGCUUCGGAAGAACCGGAACUAUGCUGGCCUGUUACUUGGUAAAGAGCAGAAAAAUCAGUGGGAUUGAUGCCAUUAAUGAAAUUAGGAAGAUACGCCGUGGAUCUAUUGAAACCCGAGAACAGGAGCAAAUAGUAGUGCAGUUCUAUCAGCAAAAUAAAUGUUAAUAUUCAUAAAAAUGUGUAAAAAUAUAAAAUAUAACUACUUGAAGGAAUUGUGGUGUUCAUACUGUCGUCUUUUAUCUUUACAGUGGCUGAGUCAAUAAACUAUAUAAAAAUGCUAUGUAAAAUAGUUUAGUUUUGUGUACGUUUCAGAAAGAGCUUAGCAUUUCAAAAGGACUUGCUGAAACUAAGAGAUAUCCCAAAGUGACAAAGUGACCAUUCAUUGACACCUGCAGUAUGCACAAUCCUAUACCUUCACAUUUGUAAUGUUAAUAAUCAGUGUUACAGCAUUAUUAAAAUGCAAAUUCAAAAUGUA
Messenger RNA from Pangasianodon hypophthalmus (striped catfish), 1282 nucleotides. RefSeq names its product dual specificity phosphatase 23b (gene dusp23b). The transcript has 4 exons. The record is from RefSeq and is a predicted model, not a curated record. Gene Ontology annotation, molecular function: protein tyrosine/serine/threonine phosphatase activity. Gene Ontology annotation, biological process: protein dephosphorylation; cilium assembly. NCBI's taxonomy places the organism in Eukaryota, Metazoa, Chordata, Actinopteri, Siluriformes, Pangasiidae. Bases 514 to 972 code for a protein of 152 amino acids.